Gossypium arboreum is the source of this 543-nucleotide messenger RNA. RefSeq lists its product as uncharacterized. NCBI's taxonomy places the organism in Eukaryota, Viridiplantae, Streptophyta, Magnoliopsida, Malvales, Malvaceae. The transcript has 2 exons. The coding region runs from base 1 to 543 and encodes 180 amino acids. The record is from RefSeq and is a predicted model, not a curated record.
AUGGCAAGGAAGGUGUUGAUGAUGUUAAUUGCGGCCUCACUUUUAAUGGGAUGCAGCUUUAAUGAAGCAGUAGGCACGGUGGUUGCUGGUGUCCAAGUUAUACAUCUGGGUGGGAAAGUCAUGUGCCAGGACUGCACCAAAAGCUACGGAGAAUGGACUCAUGGCUCUCAACCCAUCAAAGGCGGUAAAGUAUCAGUGACCUGCAAGGAUGAUAGAAGUAGAAUCAUAUAUUAUGCAAGUGAUGAAAGCGAUGAAGAAGGGAAUUUCAAUAUGGCUGUCAACAAAUACAUAAAUGGGAAAGAAUUGCAACCAAAAUCAUGCUUAGUUAGGUUAGUGUCUUCCACACAUCUUACUUGCAAAAUUCCGACAAACUUCGCCGGAGGAAUCACCGGCGUCAAUCUCCCGGUCAAGCCUACUGUUCUGUAUCGUGAUUUGGUUAAAUAUCAACUCGGCAUCUUUUUCUACACUACUCCAAGGUGUGCUAAACCAGCUGCCGGUGACACCCAUGAUUCCUUUGAUUGCGAUACAAAUAAUAAUUAUUAA